Messenger RNA from Nicotiana attenuata, 621 nucleotides. Its product is annotated as 2S albumin-like. Bases 51 to 479 code for a protein of 142 amino acids. The record is from RefSeq and is a predicted model, not a curated record. The transcript is spliced from 2 exons. Gene Ontology annotation, molecular function: nutrient reservoir activity. NCBI's taxonomy places the organism in Eukaryota, Viridiplantae, Streptophyta, Magnoliopsida, Solanales, Solanaceae.
CAAUUCACCUCUUCUAGCACUAAAAAACACACAUCUAUCUAACUGUUGCUAUGGCGAAGAUUUCAUUUGCUGCAGCUCUUCUCUUGUGCUUGUUAGCCGUUGCAAGUGCCAACACCUUCACCGUCACCACCACCGUGACGGAGAAUGAUAUCGACAAUCAAGGGUCACAGAGGUGCCAAGAGCAGAUCCAAAGACAGAGGCUGAACAACUGCAGGAUGUACCUUUCAAGAAGCCGCCAGUAUUAUGGCGAUGAGCUGAGCAUGGUGACAGAUGAUGAGGAGAGCAACCAAGGUCAGCAGCAUCUCCAACAAUGUUGCCAAGAAUUGAGGAACAUGGGCACUCAAUGCCGCUGCGAGGCACUUAGGAGAAUGGUGACGCAGCAGCUUGGCGGCCGUGGCCAAGAGGCAGAGCGCAUCUCAGAGAGAGCUCGUUAUCUCCCCCGUAUGUGCAACAUCCAGCCUACCCAGUGCCGCUUCUAAGCUGAACAUAUCAAAAUGGCGUUUGUCAAUAAAAACACACCAUCGUGUGUGAGCUAGCUUAGUUAGAGACUGUUCUCUGUCUAGCUAGUGUUUUAUGUUUUGAUCGAAUCUUAUGGAGGAUAAGGCGGCCAUGAAUGUAAGA